Messenger RNA from Anopheles marshallii, 972 nucleotides. Its product is annotated as pancreatic lipase-related protein 2-like. Gene Ontology annotation, biological process: lipid metabolic process. The record is from RefSeq and is a predicted model, not a curated record. Bases 1 to 972 code for a protein of 323 amino acids. The transcript is spliced from 3 exons. NCBI's taxonomy places the organism in Eukaryota, Metazoa, Arthropoda, Insecta, Diptera, Culicidae. Gene Ontology annotation, molecular function: lipase activity.
AUGGUACAAAGUCGUUGGAAGUUCCUCACUCUACUGGUAUUGAUUGGUGGAUUCGUUCUUCACGCAGAAGCCGGUGACAGUGACCUCAAUGAGGUGCGCAUUGGAUUCGGUACGUCGUUCAGUGCGCGGCGCGAUGUACGGUUUCAUCUUUACACACCGCUAAACCGUGCGGACGCCCAUGUGUUCUCGAUCGACACGGUGGACACGCUGAUGCGUUCGUUCUACAACGCUAGCCAUCCGGUCCGAAUAAUUAUCCACGGAUGGUUUAACAAUGCUACCUCGUUGGUGAUACAGGGCAUAAAGGAUGCGUACCUAGAUGUGGACAGUUACAACGUGAUCGGUGUCGAUUGGGGUGUUGGUGCGAGUGAAUCGUAUUUCCGUGCCGCACAGUACACGAUCGCUGUCGGUUUGGUGGUAGCGGAUCUGGUCAAUCAGCUCGUACGCUCGCACAUGACGGACGUGGGCAGACUCUACCUGGUAGGCCACAGCCUGGGUGCGCACAUUGCGGGUAAUGCGGGCCACUCGCUCAAAACGCAACACCUGCCGGUGAUCUACGGGCUGGAUCCGGCGUCGAUAAACUUCUUCCAGGACGAGCCGGACUCGCGGCUCAGCCCCGACGAUGCCGCAUACGUGGAAGUCAUCCACACCAACACACAGUUCUCCGGAUAUCCGGCACCGCUCGGGCAUGCGGAUUUCUACAUGAACUACGGCCGCAAGCAACCGGGCUGCAAAACGGACGUCUGCAGCCAUGGACGCUCGACCGAGUACUUCAUCGAAUCGCUGGCGCACACAACGAAAGGGUUCUGGGGCGUCCGGUGUGCCGAUUACAACGAGAUCCGGCAGCGGACCUGCUACAACAUCAAGCAGCAAACGUUGAUGGGUGGUGAAUUUUGGCAGAAAAACGCUACCGUCGGCGUGUACACGGUCGAAACGCUGGCCGAGCCACCGUACGCGAUGGGUUACGUUCACUGA